GGGAGCGGCGAGUCGGGGCCGCUCGGGCAGCGCUUCGCCCGGGCAGCGCUGGCGGCGAGGGCGGCGGCGGCGGCGGCUCCCGUGGCUCGCGUGGCUCAGGAUGCGGCCGGGGGGCGCGCUGCUCGGGGCGCUCGCCAGCUUGGUGUUGCUUCUGCUGCUGCGUCGGAUGUGGUGCCCGGCCGACGCGCCCGCCCGCUCCAGGCUUGUGGUGGAGGAAAACAGGGAGGACACCCGGGGCACCUCCGCCGCGCUAAGGACGCUCAGGAGCCCCGCGACCCCGGCGCCGCGCGCCACGAACAGCACAUAUCUAAAUGAGAAGUCACUCCGACUGACAGAGAUGUGCAAAAAUCUGAAGUAUGGCUUCAAGUCUUUAUCUAACAAAACAAAGCGGUACUCAGAGGGUGAUUACCUUCAGAUGAUCACAAAUAUACAGAACUGUCCAUGGAGAAGGCAAGCAGAAGAAUAUGAGAACUUCAGAGCAACACUCACUUCCUGUUGUGAUGCCAUCCAAAACUUCGUGGUUUCUCAGAACAACACUCCAGUGGGCACUAACAUGACUUACGAGGUGGAAAGUAAAAAGCAAAUCCCAAUCAGAGAGAACAUUUUCCAUAUGUUUCCAGUGUCACAGCCCUUUGUGGAGUACCCCUAUAAUCACUGUGCCGUGGUUGGAAAUGGGGGAAUUCUGAACAAGUCUCUAUGUGGAGCUGAAAUAGACAAAUCUGACUUCGUUUUUAGGUGCAACCUGCCUCCAACCACAGGAAACAUUAGUAAAGAUGUGGGCAGCAAAACCAAUCUUGUGACUGUGAACCCCAGUAUCAUUACACUGAAAUAUGGGAACUUGAAGGAGAAGAAGGCAGUAUUUUUGGAGGACAUUGCCACCUACGGAGAUGCAUUCCUUCUUCUUCCAGCAUUUUCCUUCCGGGCCAACACUGGCACCUCUUUUAAAGUAUACUACACGCUCAAAGAAUCUAAAGCAAGACAAAAGGUUCUCUUUUUCCAUCCCAAGUACCUGAAACACCUUGCUCUUUUCUGGAGAACUAAAGGGGUGACUGCAUACCGCUUGUCGACCGGCUUGAUGAUCACAAGUGUGGCAGUGGAACUAUGUGCCAACGUGAAGCUCUAUGGCUUCUGGCCCUUCUCGAAAACUCUAGAAGACACACCUGUCAGCCACCACUACUAUGACAACACAUUACCCAAACGCGGUUUCCAUCAGAUGCCCAGAGAAUACAACCAGAUUCUCCAACUUCAUGUGAAAGGAAUCCUCAAAUUACAAUUUAGCAAAUGUGAGCUAGCUUAAAGCGUCUUCACAUGGGAAUGAGUUUUUAAUGUGAUGCAGGAAGUAGGUGAGUUACAGAGAUUUCCAAAAGCUACUUACAGAAUAUUUAUGAUAGCACAGCUCCAGAACUUGGGUUGGUAAAAGUUCUUCUGCUAAACUUUCCAACCUCCCAAAGUCGUUCCCAAGCUUCCAUUUCCUUCUCAGAAAAAUGGGAACCACAGUAUCUAACUCGGGCAAGCAAAAUGAGAUAAUUUGUGAGAACUCUUGGCCUAGCAUUUGGUGUGAAGUAUGAGAUAGGGACCUGAUGAACACUUCCUAUUUAUAACAGUCCUCACCAGACUGUCAGUAAGGGUAGAGUAUGCUGGAAACCUUUUGUAAAACCAACAGCCGAAUCAUUCCUGUGUGCUGCGUUUCUUUCUCUCACACCUUCUCUUUAUGAAUCAGAUCCUCCCUGUUUUACUUUCUGUCCUAUAAGAAAGUACAUACCAGAAAUUGAUGUAGUUGAGCAAGAAAUCUUUAAUCAUUCAGGGAUGAAAUUCUCUGCCUGUGUCACGGUUUGUUUCUGAUUAGCCGCGGUGUAUUAGUUAGGUUUCAGCCACUUCUUUCCAUCUUGUUAGCUAUCAUUUUAAUCCCUCUUUAUCAUUUUUAUUAACUUUCUGUUCAGCUUUGUGACUUUUUUUUUUGUUCUCCCCACUGACAGGAUCAUGAAGAGUUACAAUAGUUAGCUUUUCUUACCUGUUAUCUGGCCUAUGGGACACUUACUCAAUUUAAAGCUUAAAUAAAUUGGGGAGGAGGGGAUUUGAGUUGUACUGGGAUUUGAAUUCAAGGCCUUGUUCUUGCUAGGC
Molecule: messenger RNA, 2121 nt
Organism: Dipodomys spectabilis (banner-tailed kangaroo rat)
Lineage: Eukaryota; Metazoa; Chordata; Mammalia; Rodentia; Heteromyidae
Gene: St8sia6
Product: ST8 alpha-N-acetyl-neuraminide alpha-2,8-sialyltransferase 6
Exons: 8
Coding region: 101-1297 (398 amino acids)
Biological process (GO): oligosaccharide metabolic process; N-glycan processing
Molecular function (GO): alpha-N-acetylneuraminate alpha-2,8-sialyltransferase activity
Source: RefSeq, a predicted model, not a curated record